Myripristis murdjan (pinecone soldierfish) is the source of this 2454-nucleotide messenger RNA. Its product is annotated as UDP-N-acetylglucosamine/UDP-glucose/GDP-mannose transporter-like. The transcript has 12 exons. The record is from RefSeq and is a predicted model, not a curated record. NCBI's taxonomy places the organism in Eukaryota, Metazoa, Chordata, Actinopteri, Holocentriformes, Holocentridae. The coding region runs from base 1 to 972 and encodes 323 amino acids.
AUGGCGGACAAAUCUCUGACGGUGUUUCUGAAGCUGUUCGCUGCUGGAUUCUACGGCCUCAGCUCGUUUGUCAUCGUCGUGGUGAACAAAAGUGUCCUCACCAACUAUGGGUUCCCCUCUUCGAUAUGUGUCGGCAUUGGACAAAUGCUGGCCACGGUGGUUGUGCUGUGGGUGGGCAAGGCUGUGAGGGUGAUCAGCUUCCCGGAUUUUGAUGAGAGCAUACCUGUCAAGACUUUCCCUCUACCUCUACUGUAUGUGGGAAAUCAAAUCACUGGCCUGUUUGGAACGAAAAGGCUGAAUCUGCCGAUGUUUACUGUCCUCAGGAGGUUCUCCAUCUUAUUCACCAUGCUGGCCGAGGGUUUUCUGCUCAAGAAGAAGUUCUCUCGGCCAGUCCAGCUGACAGUAUUUACAAUGAUCCUGGGGGCGUUUGUGGCUGCAAGUGCUGACCUGUCCUUUGACCUGCAAGGCUAUGUGUUCAUUCUUCUGAAUGAUGUGUUGACUGCAGCCAAUGGAGCAUAUGUGAAACAGAAAUUAGAUUCAAAGGAGUUGGGGAAAUAUGGAUUAUUAUAUUAUAAUGCAUUAUUUAUGCUAAUUCCCACCCUGCUGUUGGCUCAUGUGACUGGAGAUAUGGAGAAGGCAGUGGAAUACGAAGGCUGGUCAGAUGUGUUUUUCCUCACACAGUUCUUCCUCUCCUGUGUCAUGGGGUUUGUUCUGAUGUAUUCCACAGUGCUCUGUACACAGUAUAACUCUGCACUAACAACAACCAUCGUGGGCUGCGUCAAGAACAUCCUGGUGACAUACAUUGGGAUGGUGCUCAGUGGAGACUACAUUUUUUCAUGGACUAACUUCAUAGGUUUGAAUAUCAGUAUUGCAGGCAGCCUGGUCUACUCUUACAUCACGUUCACGGAGGAGCAGUCCAGUAAAUCAAGCGAAAACACCAAACUGGAGAUCAAGGGCAAGGUCGUUGUAUGACAGAGACACUGGAUUUCUUUUUAUGCUGAUGAAUAAGAGAACAGUCUAUUUUUGGUACUGCUUAUAUUUAUUGAGCAUGUCUGUGGCAGAGACUAGGAAUUCACUGGAAUAGUGUCUUGGUGAUUUCCUGUCUGUCUGUAUAUGGAGGUGGAGCCUCACAGUCCCCUGAACCUCUGAGACUCUCCUCCCGACUGCCAUGGUUAUGAAACCCUCCAGAGGGAACAUGGGCCUGAACUAAAAAGUGGGCCUUUUUUCUUUUUUUAACUUGAUUUAGUCCUGUAAAAUUGGUUGAUAUUAUGUGUAUUUUUAAUCUUUGGAUUUACUGUAUUUGUGAGUAGCGCUAAGAAGGGAGACAUGGAACCAAUAUUAUUUAUAAUACAACAUUAUCAUGGGAAUGGACAUUCCUGAUAUUCAGGUCAGCUGAACCUUUGAGGUUGAAUGUUGAGCAAAGAGUGCUUUCUGUAAACAGGAGUGAAAACUGGAUUUUUCAGUCAUUUCAAGUACAGGUGUGCUUUGCUCACUUCAGUCGCCUGCAAGUAUUAAGAAUUAUAGUAAUUUAAAGGCACAAUCCUUACCUUUUCUACACAGUAGAUCCUAUCCAAUGUGCUGUUUACACAGAAUGUAACUUUUGAAUGCCUUCUAAGCAAAGUGGGAUGAUCUGGCCCCAUCAGUAGCUGUAAUCUAUUGUUACACUCCUCUAUUAUGUUGCUUUUCAUUUUGUGUGUACGCUGUUUUAAAUAUAUUACAAACGGAUGAUGAUUACAGUUCUCUGCAACCUCAUCCUUUAAACAACCAAAGUGGGUGGGACAGUGGGCUGCCAGUUCAAAUUAAGGAUUGUGGCUUUAAAUGUAUUUGCCGUCUGUUUUUAGGGGUCUGAUCCAUAAUUAACGGUUUACAUUGUGUUCACUCAGUAUUACAGAAUGUUUGCUGUGGUUCCUAUCACAGGCUGGAACUGGUUUCUUCUCUAUGCAGAGGCAACAAGCAGUCGUUACGGUUUGUCUGUUUGUGCAACAGGAUCCACUUGUUCUUUGAGACAAUGUUAUUAUUGCACUUUCAACUGUUUCCAAGGUAGCAAUGGUAAAAGGGUGGAAAUGCUUCACCUCAAGUUACAGUCGUUGUCGAGAGAUUGAGGUUUAUGUAUUUUCAAGAAAUGUAUGUUUCAGGUUUGUUUGUUUUAUUAUUUUUUUAAGAGUUACGAUUUCAGCGCAGUUACUUUAUCCCUAAAUAGUCAGGUAUGAGUAUUGACAUUUUUACAUUUUUAUCUACAUGUUCACCCAAAGUUAUCGGAUGGGUGUGCUUUGUACCUUUUUAUAUUUAUUUUUUUGUUGAAACUAAUAUUCAUAAUGUAAGUGGAGUAAUUUGUGAAUUGUUGCUGCUGAUGUCAUUUUAAGCAAAGUAACAUGGACAGUAGAUGGAAAAGAAUAACAUGAGACAGAGGCAGAACAUAUUUUUUACAUGAAUAAAAAAAAACCAACCAUUUAA